CGAACCCUGAAGAGGGCAGGUGUUGGACGCUGUCACAGUGACUGUAACAGUCACACUUUCAGCAUCUCUAGAGUCUAGGCUCUGCAUUCUCGAUUAAUCCGGUCGCGGGGUUCAUACAGAACUUUUAUCACCACAACAGGAAGGGGAGAAUGGCGGCGAGCUCGCUUGGAAUGCUCCGGUGCGCGAAGGUGGUGGGAACAGCGCGGGUGCUCUCGGGAGACGCUUGCGAGAUGCGCAGGCCCGUUGCGGAGUGCUCAGCCACGCACCAGCGAGCAAGGAGGCGGCCAUCUGCGAGCGCUUUGGUGGUGCCUGGAUUUGCAGGAUUGCGCAGCUCUGCAGCAGGUGUGGUUGGGCGCCCCUGCGAAGACUUGAACGGCAAGCUGCACCAGACUGUGCAGACUGCCGUCCAUGCAAGCGCUCGAAGCGGAGGCAGCAGAAAAGGUCCCGUCACUAUGAUGCCGAUUGGCACUCCGAGGGUGCCGUACAGGACGCCCGGCGAAGGCGGCUGGCAGUGGGUUGACAUUUGGAACGUUCUGUACCGGGAGCGCAUUUUGUUCGUCGGCCAGGCUAUCGACGAAGAGUUCGGCAACCAGAUCAUCGCGACCAUGCUGUACCUGGACAGCUUGGACGACAAGCCGCAGGUGCUCUACAUCAACAGCCCGGGAGGCGAGAUCUCACCCGCGCUCGCGAUCUACGACACCAUGACGUCACUCAAGAGCCAAGUCGGGACGGUGGCGUUCGGGCACGCCUGGUCGAUCGCCGCGUUUCUGCUUGCCGCCGGGACGAAGGGCCGGCGGAGCGCCCUCCCUCGAGCUCGGAUCAUGCUGCACCAGCCGUCAGGCGCGGCCCGAGGCAAGGCGUCGGACAUCCAGAACGAGGCCCAAGAACUCAUCCGGACGAAGCAGUACCUUUUCAACGUACUAGCGGAAAAGACGGGAAAGCCAUACGAAGUGGUUGAGAAGGAUCUGAGCCGAGUAAAGUACCUAAACGUAGAGGAGGCUCAGGAGUACGGCAUCAUUGACAGGGUAAUCAGGCCCAGAAGGCAACGUCUGAUGCCGGAUCAGUAACUUGUUCGGAAGCACAGUGGCACAACUGAAAGAGGAUACUCGAAGGAGGAUAGGUAAACACUGCCAGAACUAAUUGGACCUGUUGAUACUCCAAAGGGGACAUGAUAAAAGUGCUAGAAGGAACCGCCUUCUCCUGCUUCCUUGUCCCCUGCUUACAGCAGCCUACCAUGUUGCACUUGUGGUUGUAAAUCGCUGCCUCUGCGGAGCUUAGACGGUGACAUUACUGUUGUCGUAUACGAACGUGCAACUUCAACAUGGUCUACAAGCGUCAUCGAUCGCCCCAGGCGACUCGACAAUCAAUCCUGUCUGAGCCCUUAAGAAACACAAGCGGGAUUCUCUUCACAGGAGCUUUUGAACCUGGCCUUUCUGCUUUAUGGAAGACUCAACAAUGGGCCUUGUUUUUGUAAUUCCAGCUUCUGGCAAGCAAUACAAGUCUGCGCAGUUGCAGCUAUGUGUGCUUGUCAUGCA
Messenger RNA from Klebsormidium nitens, 1535 nucleotides. The record is from the annotation of a GenBank genome assembly. NCBI's taxonomy places the organism in Eukaryota, Viridiplantae, Streptophyta, Klebsormidiophyceae, Klebsormidiales, Klebsormidiaceae.